UCGAGAACGUGGCACAAAGCGAGGAGUGCCUCUCUGUCUUGUAAGGUUCAGCUCUGGGAAGUGUGAAAUUUGAGUUGAGGCUCGACAGCUUCCAAACAAGUUCAUUAACGCUCGCCUUUGAAUCUAGCACAAUCUUCGUCUUCCGAUUUCAAAAGCUGCGAUUAAAUUACCACCUCAUGCGAAGAAAGGGAGCCCGUAUUGACCUGAAGUUACUUCAUUCUAUCCAAUCCGAAUCAGCUGCUGUUUAGGAAUUCGCCUUCUCAGCUCUGUAAGACUAGAAAUUAAAUGCUUGGAGUUCUACAGUAGAGAAUUAUUUCAUUUAUUUUUGAAAAAAAGGGAGGAAAAUGUGGGGAUUUGGGGGUAGGUUCUACUGGGGACAAAAUCUGGUGCCCGAGAGAGCUGAAGGGAUAGUUGUGGUAUUCGCAUGGAUGUCAAGCGACGAGAGGCACUUGAAUAAAUACGUAGAUCUCUACUCAUCCAUCGGAUGGAAUUCGCUUAUCUGUCACUCCCAAUUUCUCAAUAUGUUCUUCCCUGAGAAAGCAACAAGUCUUGCUGCUAACAUACUCAAUGAACUUGUGAAGGUGCUGAGAAUUAGGCCUUGCCCCAUAGUCUUUGCGUCUUUUUCCGGGGGUGCAAAAGCUUGUAUGUUUGAGGUUCUUCAGAUUAUCGAGGGAAAGUGUGAAGGACAUAACAAGGUUGACUACCAGCUUGUUAGAGACUCUAUUUCUGGCUAUAUUUAUGAUUCCAGUCCAGUUGAUUUCACCAGUGAUUUGGGUGCUCGAUUUCUUUUACACCCUUCUGUUUUGAAAAUGUCCCAUCCACCAAGGUUUGCUUCGUGGAUCGCAAAUGGCAUUGCAUCUGGUCUUGAUGCUCUCUUCCUCAGCAGGUUUGAAUCACAGCGAGCUGAGUAUUGGCAAACUCUUUACUCCACUAUUAGGAUGCAGGCCCCCUAUCUCAUUUUUUGUUCUGAAAAUGACGAUCUUGCUCAUUUUCAAGUUAUUUCAAAUUUUGUCCAACGACUAAAAGACCUUGGCUGUGACGUCAAAAUGGUAAAAUGGGAUACCUCUCCUCAUGUAGGUCAUUAUCGGCACCAUCCAAUAGAUUACAAGGCUGCAGUCACUGAGAUCCUUGGCAAGGCAGCUACAAUUUAUAUUUCCAGAAAAAGACCCGUUGAAGAUAAGAGACUGGGCAUUGAGGGAGCAAAAGAUGGAAUCUUACAUCCAAUCAACAAUUUCAGGAAAGCUGCAACGACUUCAACCAGUUUUCAGGGCUUUGCUGUUGCUUCUGAUGAUUGGUUGUCAGGUUCAAUGAAUUAUUACGAGGGUAAACGUGUUGGUUCUGUGCCAGAUGAACGCAAGGAAGGCUUGAUUCAUUUACGGGCUCGCCCCAGCAUCAAUGCGUAUGGGGUUCUUGGCCAAGCGUUAUUUGAUAUAUGCGUUCCUGAGAAUGUUGAGGAUUGGGAUAUCAGAUCAAAUUCCAAGAAUGCACGAUCAUUCGCUGGUACAAGGAGGCAUGGUUCUUUCAAUCCUAUAAAAUGCAUAUGGCGCUCGAGGUUGUAGGAUGUUGACUAGUUUCGCAGGACUCAGGCUGACAACUCUCCAACGAGUAAUGACUUCGAACUUUGAAGGUGAUGUUGCCUUCAAACUCGUAGGCAACUGUUUGGACCCCGGCAGAUUCACCAAGGCCCAGACAUGUAUAGUACCGAAAAUAAGAGGCUGAAAGGGUGAAACCUUAAAUGUGAUUUGUUUGUUUUCUGUUAGGGGAGGACAUCGUGAUGGGUCAAGCAGUUCGUCAUUCUGGAACAAAAAUUGAACAGCUACUUGACUUCACCGGAAAAGAUAUACUGUUAUGUUUGAGAUCACUUGACUGUUUGUUCCAAAUCGAGUUGACAAAGUGCUUUUGGAAAGUGAUAUAUUUCUAAAUUCUAA
Molecule: messenger RNA, 1928 nt
Organism: Prosopis cineraria
Lineage: Eukaryota; Viridiplantae; Streptophyta; Magnoliopsida; Fabales; Fabaceae
Exons: 8
Coding region: 345-1559 (404 amino acids)
Source: RefSeq, a predicted model, not a curated record